GGAACGGUAAAGAAAGAGAGGGGGCGGGAUUUUUCUCAUCUGCCUCACCGUUGUUUGCUUCAAACAAUAAUCUGAAAAACAUCACCAAAGAUUCCUUCCAAAAGCAAAUUGCGUAAAACGUUUACGGAUAAAACCUGGAUUUUAUAUUAAAAAAGUACAAAUAAAGGUCCAGGAGAUUGAGAGAUCAUGGAUGCAGGUGAUGACCAGAACACGGGCUCUACCAAUGGGAAUGCUCCGUCUGCUGGGAACACCCGCCCUCCCCAGAUAGCCCACAUGUCUCUGUAUGAGAGGCAAGCUGUGCAGGCCCUUCAGGCGCUGCAGAGACAGCCGAACGCAGCCCAGUACUUCCAGCAGCUCAUGCUGCAGCAGCAAAUCAACAGUGCCCAGCAGCUUCACAACCUGGCUGCCGUGCAACAGGCCACCCUCGCUGCUAGUCGCCAGUCCAACUCUCCCAACCACAGUGUCUCCCAAGCAACCACCACUGUCAAUCUGAGCACCGCCUCUGGGGGAGGGACCAUGACCAAUUCCCGCCCCCUCGGCCCUGCCACGUCAGUGACAUCAUCAGCUCUCAGCCAAUCAGUGCUGCUGGGUGGGAACUCAGCCGGACAGGGCCAGAUGUACCUGAGAGUCAAUCGCUCCCUCAGGGCACCCCUCGCAGCCUCCCAGCUCAUCUUCAUGCCUGGUGGCACAGCAACAGCUGCUGUGGCGACAGUUGCACAGCAACAGCCUCAGCAACAACAGCAGCAACAGGAAGUCCAUCCCACCUCCAAUGCCCAAUCCGACAAUGACCAGGUGCAGAACCUGGCUCUCCACUGUAUCUCCACUCCCAGAGUGGCCGCAGUGAAGACUGAGUUUCCAGACAGGAGAGACGCAGCCAACUAUUCUUUUAGUCAACAACAACAGCAUUCUCAGCAGCAACAGCAGCAGUUCUCUCAGAACACCCAGCAGCAACAGCAACAUAUGGCCAACAAACUGACUAGCUACACUCAUCCCACUGCUCUCCCCAGUAUAAAUGUCAAGACUGGAAACCAGCUGAAUAUGGCCCCAACCGCUGCCACCUCAGUUCCCGCCUCCUCCUCCCCCUCUCCCACGCUCCCUCUCUCCCAGCUCCUCAUCUCCCCCUCAGGCCUUUGUCAGGCCCGGGCGGUAACCACAGUUACCCCUGCUGCCACGGUAACUCACAUCCUAGUCCCCACCUCCAACGUUCCUACCUCCUCUCAGGGCUACCCCAUAGGUUCAGUCGCUCCCAAAACUAACGUCAACACCCAGACCUUGGUGGUGCAGCCACUGCAGCAGUCCAACACUAACAUGGACAAGGUGAGCCACAGCUCUGGCCCUGUGCACAUACAGCCCAAAACCUCACAGGGUCACCGCUUACCUGUCCAGCUUCCCCCACGCCACCCUCCACCUAUCCUCCCGGCUCCGCCCAACACGGGGUGCCAUCACCCGCCCCAUGUCCCAGUCCAGCUGGUGGGAGCUAGGCAGGGCUCAGUAGGAAACUCCCAGGCUUUGGCACAGGCCCGAAGCUGCUGCCCCCAGGACAACGGCACCGCUAUAGCCUCUACUGGAGGGAACACCACGGCAAAGCCUGCAAUUGGCUCAUUGAAGAGGAAGUCGGAAACUGAUGCCACCAAUGAGAUGGCAGUCGAACUUUCCCAACUUUGCUGUCCACCAAUGAGAGAUUCUGCCCCUCCUCUAUCUCCUGCCCCCACGUUGGACUCAGCUCCUAAAGUGGUGCCAGCCUUCUCCUCUCCCCCCACCUUGUCUCUGCCUCUGCCCCUGUCUCGGGGAAUGGGGGGUCAGGGAGACAGAGCCCCUCUGCCCCAGGCAGUGGUCAAACCUCAGGUCCUCACCCACCUCAUAGAGGGUUUUGUUAUCCAGGAGGGAGCUGAGCCUUUCCCUGUGACUGGGCCAGUGAAGGAGCCUCUAGCCAUGGGUGUUCAACAGGCUGACAAUGGAGGCCCUGCAGUGUUGAAGUGUGAGUACUGUGAGAGCUUGGCUCCAGCCAGCCAGUUCAGGGGCUCCAAGAGGUUCUGCUCCAAGACCUGCGCUAAGAGAUACAAUGUGAGCUGCAGUCAUCACUUCCAGGUCAGUAGGGGGCGAGCUUCUGCACGGCCGCCUGGUCCUCCCGUUCCCCCAGACAACAUCGUCAGACGCAGGGGUCCUCGCAGGAGUAGCUCGGAGAUCGCCUGCGCUAAAAUAGCCGGCAGACAUUUGCCUGUCAAGGAGUGUCGUUCUGAGUCCAGUCGCUCAGAGGAUGUGUCCAGCUGUGACGGAGAGGAGGAGGAGGAAGAUUCCCCAUCACUCUCCCCUAGCUCCUCCCUCUCCUGCCCUAGGCCCGCCCACUGUGAUCCCCAUUUGGACGACUCAGCUCAAGGCAGCCUCCCAUUGGACGAGGCCAACUUCCUGUCUGGGAGCCCCGCCCAUUGGGGUGUGGAGGAGGUCUGCAGGUUCAUCUCUUCACUACAAGGUUGUGAGGACCUGGCUGCCCAGUUCCUGUCACAGGAGAUAGACGGACAGGCCCUGCUGCUACUCAGAGAAGAACACCUAAUCUCCACCAUGAACAUCAAACUAGGACCCGCCCUCAAGAUCUGUGCCUUCAUCAACAGCCUACGAGACUGACAGGGGAGGGAGGAUGAAAAGGCGUUUCAAUGAACUUGAAACUGGGACCCACACUAAAGACAUUCAAGCCUGAGACCAAGACUGAAAGAGAGGGGAAAAUGGGGGUUGAUUUUUAUCAUAAACAUCAAUCAUUUUAGAGACUAGAUGAAGAGAAGGGGGUUAAAUAUAGGUAAGAGGGGAAAUAAUUAGAAAAUGCUUUGACUUUACUGGACAUUGUGCAAAAAAUCUGUUAUGAGUGAGAGGUGAGCAUGAGCAUCAGAUAGUCUGUCUUUAGAGUUCAUGUUUGUGAGGUAAACUGACAAAGUAUGGGUGAGUUGAUGUAUGUGUGUGUCUGUCAGUAGAAACAUAUACAUACUCAUGUGACACUGCAAACGUGGUCACCUACAGUAACCGUGGCUAGCUAGCUAGGACAGUUCAAGUUGCCUUCUUCUACAUUUCAACGGUGCUAUAACCAUAGUGUUAUUAUUGAAAAUGGUCCAUUUCACUUUUCUUUUUACAAAGUGGAUUUGUAGAUGCCAGGCUCUAAUUAAGUGUAUGAAAGGACAUUGAAGAGCUUUAACAAAUUGUUUUUUUAUUUCACCAGAUAUUACUCUUAUAGCUUUGAUCUUUUGUACUACAAUCAAAGUUAUUAUUUUGGUGUGGAAGUUUUUCAUGGAGGGGGAUGUAGUGAAUAUUAGUAACUGACUGAACUACCUGAAUAUGGGUAUUUGUCCUGAGAGGGGAGAUACUCUGUGUAUGCAGUACUACCAAUAAACACCUGUUACUGGAA
Oncorhynchus kisutch (coho salmon) is the source of this 3391-nucleotide messenger RNA. RefSeq names its product polyhomeotic-like protein 1. Bases 187 to 2622 code for a protein of 811 amino acids. The transcript is spliced from 15 exons. Lineage: Eukaryota; Metazoa; Chordata; Actinopteri; Salmoniformes; Salmonidae. Gene Ontology annotation, cellular component: nucleus; PRC1 complex. Gene Ontology annotation, biological process: negative regulation of DNA-templated transcription. Gene Ontology annotation, molecular function: chromatin binding; zinc ion binding; histone binding. The record is from RefSeq and is a predicted model, not a curated record.